AUGUUUUUAAAUCGUGUUAUUCUGUUAGUGCUUGUGAUCAUUGGCACUUUGGAAAACUUUUCAAGUGCAGCCAAAUUUAAAACCACCAUAUUUGAUGAUUACGUUUACGGUGAUUGUGAUAAUCAGCCAGAGAAUGUCCUUAACAUUAAAACCGCGUUUGACACUUCCGAAUUCAUUAUACAUAACGACGUGGACAACGUAACGCUAUCGGGAAAUUUAACAUCAAGAUGGGAUAUUCAAAAGACAGAUCGCCUUGAGGGUAUCUUUCAAUUACAUUACUUGGAUCAUGGUUCCUGGCAACCAACUAUGUAUUCAAUACGUCUAAAGAAUGUCUGUGCAGUUAUGUAUGAUAAAAAUCAACACUGGUAUAAAGCUUGGACUUCGCACAUUAUAAACAUCGAUGAAGUUAAGGACAAUUGCGUAAAUGUACCAGGCACAAAAUUAAUACAUGAACCUUUUGAGUUGGUAUUUAUUUUUGAUUUGAGAACACCAAUUGAUACUAAUGGCCUUUAUAGAUUAUUUAUUGCUAUAGCAGCAUAUGAUGAGUCUUCACGAAAGCGGGAUACAUCUAUCUGUUUUACGAUUAGAGUUCAAUUCGAGAAAAUAGAUUAAUGUGGAAAAGGACAAUAUCUUGGAUCCCAAAAAUUAUACGAAUUUAUAAUAAUUAUUGAUAUUUGCUUGCUAUCUUGGUGUUUAAUCUGUGUUGAAAAAUGAAAAAGUCUUCAGCGAAAACAUGUUGGCAAAAUUACUAUUGUCAAAUCGCUCCUGUUUCCUCUACAAUUUUCUAAAUAUUAA
Molecule: messenger RNA, 795 nt
Organism: Drosophila albomicans
Lineage: Eukaryota; Metazoa; Arthropoda; Insecta; Diptera; Drosophilidae
Exons: 3
Coding region: 1-612 (203 amino acids)
Source: RefSeq, a predicted model, not a curated record